Molecule: messenger RNA, 4004 nt
Organism: Styela clava
Lineage: Eukaryota; Metazoa; Chordata; Ascidiacea; Stolidobranchia; Styelidae
Biological process (GO): signal transduction
Source: RefSeq, a predicted model, not a curated record
UGAUAGUUCGUUUAAAUAAUUUAAAUUUUCUUCGAUUUAUUUCAGUAUCUCCCAUAAUAGUCUCGUUUAUUUAACCCAAAUGAUUUAUCAGGAUUGGAUUAAGCUGGAGUAGUCACAUGAAACAAUGUCGUCAUCUCCGGUGGGAUUACUAUGGCAACACUAAAGGGUGCUUAUCAACGGUUUGUUACGUCUAUAAUACGACUCUGGAAGAGAGAAGAAUCAGAGAAUAGUGACGUCACACAGGAAGCAACUAAUUCAUCAUCGGAAUUACUAACAGACGACAGCCCGACUAAAAAGGAAAGCAACUCGGUUUCAGAAGUUGCCGAACCAUAUUUCUUGGCCAAAGAGGAACCUCCUAGUCACUCUUUACCGGAUCUAUUAAUUGAGAAUAUACCUAUCAAAGAAACUUCACAAUCACUGAAUAAAAAGAAACCUUCGAACUUAAAACGUGGAUUAUCACUUCUCAGAUUAACUCAAAGUCGUUCAGCAAAUGACUUAAAACAGUCGGAUGAAAAGUACAUCGACAGACGUCCAAGAAAUAACUCAUCGCCUGUAUUAGCAAGAAAACUAUCAAACACUAAUUUACUUCGGCCUCCAUCGUCUUUGAAUUUAUACGAACGACACCCACGAUUGAGAAGAGAGAAAACAAGUUCAUCAAAUUUAUUUCGUGAUAGUUCCCCAGUUAAACGUGGUCGCUCUACCUCGAACUUACUCAAGGACCAUCCACCAGUUGUUUUGAGACGAAAUCUUGGGACUUCUGAUUUGUUGGGUCCCCCACGGGUACAAUUACGACGUGAACUAUCAAUAUCGAACCUAUUUUUAGGUUCACCCCGGAUCAAAUCCCAACGAAAACAGCGACCAAAAUCAGUAUCAGACAUUCUGAUUCCUGACCCGUCGCAAGAGAAACUCAAACCUCAAAACAAAUCGCCGACAACUUUAAAACUAAGUCCCAGAGUUUUUAAAAAUACUUUAAAAAAGACUAAAUCUGAUCCGCCACUAAGUCCCGAAGCCGGGUCUACAGCACGCAACAGAACUCUUACUAUUGCCUCAAGGUUUUCUAAAUUUGCUUCUAAGAAAAUUGACGGUACUUUACGGAAACGGACUAAAACUGACGCAAAAUUUAAACUGACAAUCAUGGAAGAAAUUGAAAUAGGAAAAGGCAGGACAAUGCCUGUAGAGCCGUUCCUUGGUCGACUUCGAGACUACAAUACAUAUUACGAAGAAAGAUCAGCAUUACAAUUCAAAUGGAAACAGGAUAAAUCUGGCAACCUACUUGUGGAUGGAAUGUUAAAUAUUUAUUGGGGAUUGAAACGAUCAAUUCGAUUACAGAUGGCAGAUGGUGGAGUGAAGAUCCGUCCACAAAGUCAACUAGAAGACAUACAAGCGGAAGCUGUUAGAAAAUUUGAAGUCUUAACGACUGGGGAACCAAUAAAAGAAGAAAACGUCAACAUAGUAAUGAAGAAUGAGAAAUUGAGCGGAACGAUAAUGCGGAAAAAAUUGAGCCGACCAAGAACAAUCGGGGAAACUCCAACAAAUGGCAAUGGUGAUGUUACUAUAAAUAUCGAAAAUGGAAUUCUUGGGGAAACCAGUCAUCGAAGUUAUGAUAGAAGGAGAAUGGCUUUGCGAUUAAGAAAUGGAGGUCAGAAAGUUCACGUCAACACAGAGGACAGUGAUGGGCUUCUACGGCAAAAGAGCGUCAUCUUGCGGAAACGUUUAUCAAGCAAAAGCGGAAAGAAGAGAUUCUCGAUCAAUGGUCAUGCUUACAACCAUCAAACUUCAGUAUUCACACCAGACUACGCUUCUGUCACGAAUGUUCGGAUCACGAGUAAAACAUGUUGUGAUGAUGUCAUCAAACAUUUACUCAAUAAAUUUCGCGUUGAAAACAGCUCUGAAGAAUUUUCACUGUAUCUUGUCAAAGAAACUGGAGAACGACGUGAACUCACUCGUUCCGAAUUUCCUUUGAUAACGCGAGUACUAUCCGGUCCGAACGAACAGUUUUGUAAAAUCUUCAUCAUGGACCGAAAUAUGCAUCGAGAUAUCUCAAGUGAAGUUGCUCAAUAUAUCAAGUUGGACUUGAACAUUUUAUCUAUGGUUGUGAAAAAGUUCAAUGAAGAAGAGGAGAGAGAAACGGAAAGAAUGAAAGAAAGGUACGAAAUGUAUCGGAAGAUGCUGAAGAAGCGAAUAGAGGAGUUGGCAUCCGAGACGUGACUUCAGAAAACGUCACAGUAAUGAUGCCACAAGGAUAUGCCAUGGACAAAAUAUACGUUUGUGGCACUAAACAAGACGCCACGGAAUCAUCAAACUGCCAUCGGAUGAAACAGUACUGGCGCCAGUCCUUGACGUGUGACAUCGACAAACGCCAUGGCGCGACGUCAUCAAAUAAAUUUAUUCCAUUCUAUGAACAAUGGUUCGGUGGCACCAAUGCCAUGUCACUAUUUUGCACAAACUGACUUCAAUAUGAGCAAUACAAUAAAUUUGAAGUAACGAAAAUUGAUUAUAGAUAAAUUAUAGACAAUAUAACCAAUACUCGAGUAUUGGACUCGUGGCAAUUCUCGGAAAUGUGACACCAUAUAGAUGCCAUGUUAUCAAACUAAUGUCACUAAAGUAAACAACAUGUCUGACUUAAAGUUUGACGCCACCAAUGCAAUACCAAUAUUUUUGCACGAAAUUACCUUCAAUUACCCUACUAUUACAAAAAAAUUCAAACACACAGAAAAUUUCAAAAACGUUCUAGGUCAGGGGUGGGCAACCCUUGGCACGCGUGCCGAGCCCAUUUAUUCGGCACGCGAGCGAGGCUUCAGAAACGGAAUCGUUUUUUUUUUCAAGAAAAAAAGUUCCAAGACUCUGAAUUAUCUGUUGAAACUCUGCGUACGUUUAAUCAUUAUUGUUUGUUAGCAAUCCGUACUCUUUUUGUUCUUUCAUGACAUAUGGCUUCAAAGAAAUAUAUUAUGACGUCACAACUGAGUGAGCUCUCGGCAAUUUUGGUCGGCACGCGGAAGAAUUUUGUCAUUAAAUUUAGUCGAUUUUGGCACGCGAGCCGGAAAAAGUUGCCCACCCGUGUUCUAGGUCGUCGAACUCGGUCCUUCUCAAUCUGAUAUUCACCAGCGCACAAUUCUACACUAUACUGAAUUCCUCGCUUUGAGCAAAUUUCUUCAUGAAAAAAAGGAAUGUAGGUUAAUUACGGUAUGUAGGUAUAUUUAACACUUCAACAAUACCGCCCAAUUAAAUUAUAAAAUGAAAGGAAUUCACUCUUAUUGCAAAAAACAAAAUCACCGAAGACUUCAAAAAAGGUUUCCAGCCAAACCCUAUUUGUUGUCACUCCUUUACAGCACAACUACUAUUUAAAAUUUGAUUUAAAUUUUUUUCAUGAAUUCGGUUCACCCAAGAUCCAAGACCAGUGCUGAGCAUUUCGAAUCGAAUAUUAGAAUCGAAUCGAAUAGUACGUUUUUCGAAUCGGUUCAGACAAAAAAAUUGAAUCGCCGCCAUCUUGUUUUUUUUCUGCCAAUGGUCGAAGUGAAAUCCCUCAUUAUUUUAUCGAAGCCUCAAUAUAUACGCGAUUCUGACAUAUGGCCUUCUCUUCCUGGUGAGUUAUUGUUGUUACAAGUUUCUUAUUGUGUGUGAUAAAUUCUAUGCUUUCAGUAAUUUAUGGAUCUGGAGGAACCAUUACAAUGAAAGAGGAUACUCUCGAAGUAUGUGUACCAGGAUAGGGUUAGGCCAUAAUUUUAUUCCGAUUUUCCUUAUUUUAGUUCGACUACGAGUUCGGGACUUUUUGUGUUAGCCAAGUGAAUAAUCCCCUAGUUCCUUUACAGAACUUGAUGUAAAGUAGGCGAACAAAAUUAGUUAACCAUAUUGGUACAAAUACUUCUGGUUCAUACUAUUAUUUGAUGGUUUUCUCUGUUUAUGGCCGUUCGUGCCAUUACUGACCUAUUUUCAAUUUCUCUUCAAUUGUUUUUUUUCCCUCUCGUUUUUGUUCUUUUAUCGAUGAAAUUAAACUUUUUGACAAA